CUCCCGGACUGGGGCACGAAUCCGUGUCCCCUGCUUCGGCAGGCGGACUCCCAACCACUGCGCCACCAGGGAAGCCCCUCUGUUCACUUUUAUAAUCUGAGACAGACGGUCUGGACUGACCUCUCUGUCAUGCACAGCCAUCUCUGCCAUGAACUCUGUGCCCCAUGGAUACAACACAGUCUUACCUGCAUGGGUCUGGGACCCUGUACCCAGAGCCCCUCAAGCUCCUACAGUCUUAUGUUGGCAGGUGGAGGGUGAUGGGCACAUGGGGCCCCAGGCUCAUCCUUGGGAGGGAGGGAGGGAGAACCACCUCCAGUGCUCCAGGGAGGCCCGGGGUCUAGUGAGUUUGUGGGAGUGGAGGGUGCAGGUUGAGCGGGUUCUCAUUUGGGGCUUUUCUCUGUGAAGAAGGAAGUGACUCAGGUAAAACAUGUCUGAAGAGCACGCAGAACUCUGGAGACUGCUAAGCCCCCUGUGGGCUUAUCACGGCCUUUCCUCCUGUUGCGGCCUUUCAGGCUCUGUGGGGUGAGCUCAUUUUCCAGGCUCAGAGGGGUGCACAGCUCGCUCAGGGUCACAGGCUCGGAGGCGAUGGAGCCGGAAUUGAGGCUGACCACUCAGCGUCUGGGGGAAGAUGAAGGGUCAGGCAGUGGGUGUGGGUGGAGAGGGACUGAGUGUGGCCCAGACUGAUGGAGACGCUGCUUUGGGUGGGGGGAGUGCAGGGCCCCUGGUUGGGGUCUGCAAUCAUUGCGGGGGGACGCAAAGGGGCCCAAGAGGCUGGGGUGUAGAGGGUGGAAGGGUGAGCAUGGAGCUGGCGCCGCCGAGCAUCAGGGGGCCCCGGGGGGAGGCUGGGGUGGUAGCCUGAAAAGGCUGGUCCUCCGCAGAUACUUGAACCGGACGGAGUGAGAAGUGGCUCCACCUCUGCCUCGAGGGCCUCCAGCGGGGUCCCCGGGGAGUGACGCCCAGCUUGGGUCCCUGUAGGGACGCCGGGGCUCUCUGGGGCCGGGCGGGAUGGCGCUGGCAUGGGCGCCCGCGAGUCUCGUGGGAUGGUCGGGCCGACCUUCCAUCCCCGUCGGUUUCUCGGGGCUCAGACCAGCGCGUCGCCCCCCAACCCUUCCAGGCGCAGAGCGAUGCUGGGCCCGCCCGUGCCAAUCAUAUCACUUCAUUCGGGUCGCUUUGGGCCGUUGCAUUUGUCCACCUGCCGGUCUCUCGGAGCGCAGAAGUCCAAGAUGGGCAAAGACUGGAUGCAACUUAGAGCGCCCCGGGGUCCUUCGAGCCGGGCGGACAGGGCGGGACUAAGACCAGGCUGGGCGGGCCGGAGGGGCGGGGCUCCGGCUCCCGACCUGGGCACUGUCCGCGGUGCUGAGCGCCCGCUGGGGCGCGCGGGCCGUGCGCCAUGGGGAACCGCAGCGCCGCGGACGCGGACGGGCUGCUGGCUGGGCGCGGGCCCGGCACGGGCGGCGGCGCGGGGGGCCCCGGGGCGGCGGCGGCGCUGGCGGGGGGCGUGCUGCUCAUCGGCGCGGUGCUCGCAGGGAACUCGCUCGUGUGCGUGAGCGUGGCGGCCGAGCGCGCCCUGCAGACGCCCACCAACUACUUCAUCUUGAGCCUGGCGGCCGCCGACCUCCUGCUCGCCCUGCUCGUGCUGCCUCUCUUCGUCUACUCCGAGGUCCAGGGCGGCGUGUGGCUGCUGAGCCCUGGCCUCUGCGACGCGCUCAUGGCCAUGGACGUCAUGCUGUGCACGGCCUCCAUCUUCAAUUUGUGCGCCAUCAGCGUGGACAGGUUCGUGGCGGUGGCCGUGCCGCUGCACUACAACCGCCAGAGCCGCGGUGGCCGGCAGCUGCUGCUCAUCGGCGCCACGUGGCUGCUGUCGGCAGCGGUGGCGGCACCCGUGUUGUGCGGCCUCAACGACGCGCGCAGCCGCGAUCCCUCCGUGUGCCGCCUGGAGGACCGCGACUACGUGGUCUACUCGUCCGUGUGCUCCUUCUUCCUGCCCUGCCCGCUCAUGCUGCUGCUCUACUGGGCCACGUUCCGGGGCCUUCGGCGCUGGGAGGCAGCCCGCCGCGCCAAGUUGCACGGCCGUGCGCCCCGCCGCCCCAGCGGCCCCGGCCCGCCGCCCCCCGACGGCAUCCCAGCCCCCGAUGUCGCCGUGCCCCCGGAUGCCAUCCCGGCCCCAGACUGCAUCCCGCCCCCCGACGCCAUCCCGGGCCCCGACGCAACCCCGCCCCCCGACGCCAUCCCGGGCCCCGAUGCAACCCCGCCCCCCGACGCCACCCCAGCCUCGGAUGCCGUCUUGCCCUCGGACGCCAUGCCGGCCGAACCCCCGCUGCGGGCCCGCAGGAGGAGACGCGCCAAGAUCUCGGGCCGGGAGCGCAAAGCUAUGAGAGUCCUGCCUGUGGUGGUCGGGGCCUUUCUGCUGUGCUGGACGCCCUUCUUUGUCGUGCACAUCUCCCGGGCGCUGUGUCCCACGUGCGCCGUGCCCCCGCGGCUGGUGAGCGCGGUCACCUGGCUGGGCUACGUCAACAGCGCCCUCAACCCCGUCAUCUACACCGUCUUCAACGCCGAGUUCCGGACCGUCUUCCGCAAGGCUCUGCGCCUCUGCUACUGAGCAGACCGCUGGCACCGCAGCCCCUCUUCAGCACCCCGCCUCGCCUGGGGGUUUGUAGGAGUUAUUAAACAGAUCCCCAACA
Messenger RNA from Aethalodelphis obliquidens (Pacific white-sided dolphin), 2681 nucleotides. RefSeq names its product dopamine receptor D4 (gene DRD4). The record is from RefSeq and is a predicted model, not a curated record. Gene Ontology annotation, molecular function: G protein-coupled receptor activity; dopamine neurotransmitter receptor activity, coupled via Gi/Go. The transcript has 4 exons. Lineage: Eukaryota; Metazoa; Chordata; Mammalia; Artiodactyla; Delphinidae. Gene Ontology annotation, cellular component: plasma membrane. Gene Ontology annotation, biological process: regulation of potassium ion transport; regulation of dopamine secretion; adenylate cyclase-inhibiting dopamine receptor signaling pathway. The coding region runs from base 1391 to 2599 and encodes 402 amino acids.